UGUGCAUCAGUGCCACCUAUCAGUGCCAGUCAGUGCCGCCUAACAGUGCCAUCAGUGCCGCCUAUUAGUGCCAGUCAGUGCCGCCUAUCAGUGCCAUGUAUCAGUGCUGCCUUUCAGUGCCCAUCAGUGAUGCCUGUCAAUGCCCAUCAGUGCCACCUACCAGUGCCUCCUCAUCAGUGCCCAUCAGUGCCACCUAUCAGUGUCCAUCAGUGCAGCCUAUCAGUGCCCAUCAGUGCAGCCUCAUUAGCGCACAUCAGUGAAGGAGGAAAAUCACUUAUUUACAAAAGUUUAUAA
Messenger RNA from Staurois parvus, 294 nucleotides. Lineage: Eukaryota; Metazoa; Chordata; Amphibia; Anura; Ranidae. The record is from the annotation of a GenBank genome assembly.